Dermacentor silvarum is the source of this 2855-nucleotide messenger RNA. RefSeq names its product UPF0764 protein C16orf89 homolog. The record is from RefSeq and is a predicted model, not a curated record. Lineage: Eukaryota; Metazoa; Arthropoda; Arachnida; Ixodida; Ixodidae. The transcript has 7 exons. Gene Ontology annotation, cellular component: membrane; cytosol. The coding region runs from base 285 to 1424 and encodes 379 amino acids.
CAGGCCCUUGUACGUCCAACAACAAAGCUUGAAACGACACUUCAGUUCGUCAUUCAGUAAUUUGUUAUGGCAGUGGAUUCCAUUGACCGAUGGUGCAAGGGAAAAAUGAGCCACUGAAAGACAUUCGUUCUACAAGUUAAUUUCCUUAUUAUCCAUUCAUGAUGGGGGCUCGCUGUGACCGCGACGUGAAUUACUGCAUCGAGACGUGUUCAAGAACACGCAUGCCUUAUUGAAGUCGCUAUGUCCUGUCAGAAAUCAUCGCGGUAUGUCAAGGUCAUCGAGGUAUGUCCCCCAAGAAGCAUCAGCAUAGUGCCACGCAUGAAGAAAGAAUUGAUGCCGGAGCAUACAUGUCGGUGCCUGGGAAACCUAUCGCACUUGUAAUCACCCUUCUGCUCUUUCUGGGAAAUGAGCAAUACUGCCGCCACGCCGUCGAAGCCCGCCGUGCUGAUUACACUGUUCCGCUCGAGGUGCGCAUUUUACAGGCGCUGGAAGAGCUAGUGGACGCACUUGGAUAUAGGCUGCGGAUGACGUACGUGGAUGCCGCGUCUGGAUUUUUCUUCGUUGGCGACCGUCUGCAGACGAUUCUCAACAUGAUCCAACCUCGCGCUGAAAACGAGUCAUUGGGCGCCUCAGGACAGUUUCCCGCGAGUUUCAGCGUGAGCGUGGAGGAAAUCAAGUCUCUCCAAAGGAGAGCAAGACAAUUCGGAGACGCGGCCACUGAACUGGUUCUUAAGACAACGGAUCUACCCAUAAUGUCGCGCGGAAUACUCAAGCACAACUUCUGGACUGACACACCUAUUAAGGCUGGCGUGGAACCAGCCGAGAACGCGUCGGGUACCGCGCCGUACCACGAGAUCACCGAGGGGGGUUCGGAUGAGUGCAUCACGCAGAUCUUCACCAGCGCCCACUGCCGGGACGUGAGUAGAACAUGUUGGGAGACCAUGACGGGGGGACAGCACAGCGGCUACCGCCUGACCCACCAGGUGCUCUUCCUCACCAUUGCUUUCAAGAUGAACUGCACCGCUGUCAUGGAAGAAUUUUCCGAGCUCUACGGGCAGCCUUCAGCAGCGCGGAACCUGGCUUCCAAGUGUGCCCAGGUGGCCGAUGAAGCCCAGUCGGUGGCAGAAAAAGGCUUCCCGGCGCACAAGAGGGACCUUUUUUUCGAGCAGGUCACUGUAUGCGACUUCCUGGAUCGAGACGUGUUCAAGAACACAUCUGUUAUGGAAGCCGCUCUGUCCUGGCAGCGAUCCGACGGGUGCUUCGAAACGCGGCGGCACAGAAGGUAUCGGCAACAUCGGCGUAGGGUGAAGCGUGAAGAAAGAGUCGAUGACGACGGAUGUUCGUUGCACAUGACGAGCGUGGGAGCAGGAGCCCUCGCUACCUGGUUGGGAACACUCGCCCGGGCCGAGCUCCAACGACAGUGACUCUUGCCUUAAUCAGUGUGCCCGUUGCACUGUCUACAAAGAGAGACUGAGAACUGCGUGUAGAUGUUUCUGACCACCCUACAUUCGUGCAACGACGCCUGUGACGCAGAUGCUAUCGCUGAGAUCUUUGGCAAGGUGCCAACGACAGGCAAGAACAAGAGAAAAGAGCGAAGAAAACACUGAAAUUGGCAGGUCAUUCCAUAGUGGUUCGAGCGUAAUUUUCCGAUAAGAAUUGUGCAACUUCCGCUCAUUAUGGUUGAUAACGAGGCAGAAAGCGUCAUGUAGAUUUGUCUUAACACCACACCAGAGCAAAUAGAGCGAGCCCCAGAUGCAGACACUAUAUGUAUCAGUGCUUCCCCAAAAGUAUGGCGCAAUGCAUUACACAGUCGCCUUCUCGUCAAAAAAAAAAAAAAAAUUAUGAGCAGCCGAUUCAACCCCGGAUAACAACUGAUGCUCUUGAGUUAUCUUGCUUAAAAAGAACACUGGUUGAGGAAGCAUAAGCAUAACAAACAUAACAAGUAUUUUAGAGAGCAAUAAAAAUGUUUAGAAAUAAAUUAUGUACUGCACUGCGCCUCAGAAAGAAGUAUUAUAGUCGUCUCAUUUUGCUAAAUCAAGAGAAUCAUAGAUGACUGUGACUGUAAUGAACUCGGUCAUUAAAAAUAUGGAAACCCCUAAACUACCUGACUUAAACUAUGACGAAUGCUCGAAAUUUUUAUUGGCAAGUGAGUUUAACGACUAUUUCAGUUGCAAUGGGAGGCACACCUCACUAAAACUUCCCGCUAUGAGCAGACUUAGAUUACCUGACGGUGUCGUGAACUCAUUUGAGCUUUUCGAAAUCACAGAUUUUGAAAUCCAUUCAAAGAUAAACGCUCUCCCUACUGGACGAGCAGCUGUAAAUGGUGAGGUUACUGUACACACACUAAAAUCAAAUAUAGAGAUAAUAAGCAUGUGCAUAGAAAAAAUAUGUAACAGAGCUAUCUGUAGUGGUACUUAUUCAGACUUACUGAAUAAAACCAAGGUCACACCAAUCUAGACGAGCGGUGACCCACUCCCAACUUAUUCAAAACUGCAGGCCUAUCUCUGUGCUUUCAGCAAUUAACACAUUAUUUGCAAAGUAAUCGCUAAAAGGAUAAGAAAAUGCCUGCUUUAGUAUAAUACCAUAUCUCCAAAUCAAGAUGGCUUAGGCCAAAUAGGUCUAGUAGUACAGCAGUAAUUACCGUUACAAACUCAAUUAUUAGCUAACCUAAUAGUAAAGAUAUGGUGAUCGGUAUAUUUUUAGACAUUAAGAAAGCUUUCGACGGUGUUGACCACAAUAUACUACUUAAUAAACUACACUGCUAUGGUUUCUGUGGUAACUCCCUUAAAUAUUUACGCAGCUACUUGACAAAUCGCCUGCAAUCGCCUCCAAGCGGCGUAAUCGUAUUGAUGAUG